Messenger RNA from Capsicum annuum, 1864 nucleotides. RefSeq lists its product as uncharacterized. The transcript is spliced from 16 exons. NCBI's taxonomy places the organism in Eukaryota, Viridiplantae, Streptophyta, Magnoliopsida, Solanales, Solanaceae. The record is from RefSeq and is a predicted model, not a curated record. Bases 540 to 1730 code for a protein of 396 amino acids.
AUAAUUACAAUGCUUAGCAGAUGCUAAUAAUCCAACCUUAACAGAAUUUUAUAUAAAAGCACAAUUCUACUUGAUUUAUGCUUCUACUUUUCCCCUCUUUCUCUGUCAUUCAACGCAAGUUUUAUGCUUACUACUUCACGAAUUUUGUCCUCUUUCAAAUAUUUUUCUUGUUUCUUUUUACCUAUUUAUAGAUACCCAAAAGGUUAAUAUUUGCUAAAAAGGUGGUGUAGUUGCUAAAACCAAGUUCCUUUUUCCCUCUGAAAAUCAAGAAAAUUGUUGUUUCUCUUCAAGAUUUUGCUUAUUUUUACAGCUUGGUGCACCUCGACUAAAUCCUCGUACCUGCCACCUCCCACUAACGUUUUCCGGCAAAGCUAGGACAUAUGGGAAGAAUUACGUAGUGUUUUGUUUAAAAGGUUCUUUGUGCCAUUUGUUAUGAUCGCUCCGUACUGAAAGGUGGUUGCUAAUAAACUUACUUGGGGUGCAGUAAAGUUUCUUUGACUAGUUUGGUUGUACUUAUCAAUUCAGAUUCUGUAUUUAACAUGAGGAGCUUUGGACGCGGCUCCAACUCCUUAAAAUCAGCUGAUACCAUGAGGCUUAUUCUCUGCAUAUGUUGCGGAUUCAUUUUAGGCUUAUUCAUUGGAAUUUCAUUUCCUAGUAGCUCAUUAACCAAGCUGAAUAUAACAUCCAGUAUUGUGAGUAACUUCCCAAUAGCUAGAGACAGAAAUAAUGUUGUUUCAGACGAAAAGCAUACAGAUUCUUCGAUCAAAAUUCGGAAUGCUACAGAUGAAAUGAAGAUUUGGGUCCCAUCAAAUCCAAAAGGGGCAGAAAGAUUACCUCCAGGGAUCGUUGCUUCUGAAUCCGACUACUAUCUCCGGAGAUUGUGGGGAAAACCCAGUGAGGAUCUACCCAGCAAACCAAAAUAUCUGGUAACAUUUACUGUUGGUGUUAAGCAGAAGCGUAACAUUGAUGCUGCUGUAAAGAAGUUCUCAGACGACUUCACAAUUCUUCUUUUCCACUAUGACAGUAAGACCACUGAAUGGGAUGAAUUUGAGUGGUCAAAACGAGCCAUCCAUGUGAGUGCUCGGAAACAAACAAAAUGGUGGUAUGCGAAAAGGUUUCUGCAUCCAGACGUUGUUGCCCCAUAUGACUAUAUUUUUAUCUGGGAUGAAGACCUUGGAGUUGAGCAUUUUGAUGCCAAGGAGUACAUUAAACUUGUCAAGAAGCAUGGUUUGGAAAUUUCUCAGCCAGGUUUGGAUCCCAAGAGAGGAACAACAUGGCAAAUGACAAAAAGAAGGGGUGAUCGGGAAGUUCACACGGUAACAGAAGAGAAACCAGGCUGGUGCCCAGACCCCCAUUUGCCUCCAUGUGCAGCAUUUAUAGAGAUCAUGGCUCCCGUCUUUUCGCGAGAUGCAUGGCGUUGUGUGUGGUAUAUGAUUCAGAAUGACUUGGUCCACGGUUGGGGACUUGACUUUGCACUUCGUAAAUGUGUUGUGCCUGCUCAUAAGAAAAUUGGAGUCGUAGAUGCUCAAUGGAUUGUUCAUCAAAGUCUCCCUUCCCUUGGAAAUGAGGGGGAAGCAAAAGAUGGAAAGGCUCCUUGGCAAGGGGUGAGGGAUAGAUGUAGAAAGGAAUGGACAAUGUUUCAAUCUAGGGUAGCAAAUGCAGAGAAAGCCUAUUACAAGUCUAAAGGAGUUGAUUCUUCCAAUUUGACAUCUCUUUAUAAGUCAACAUGAUCAAGUUGAUAGUAUACAGUCUCAGCAACUUUGCCUAGGAUGAUAGGUAGCUCCAUCUUGUAAAAUUGAUAGCCAAGUUGUUAAGAUACAUUAAAUUUUUGAAGGAAGAAUAUUAUAGAGCUUCUUCUACAGUA